AAAGAAUUUCGACGGCCUAUAAGUAUCGUGGUGCGCAUCAAAUGUUGAACUUGCCCUCCCGUGCUUCCAUUCCGACGUAACGAGUUCAAAGCAUGAUUGUGCCAUCAGUCGUCACCCUUGCUGUCCUUGCCAGAACUGCAUCAGCAGCAGUCGCACCGACCUUCACCACCCCAGCUCCUGCACCGACUUCUCAAUCUCCUUUCUAUAUCGGUGCUGCAAACACCACCCUCACAAACACGCCCGUUGUUCCCGGAAAGGUGUUCGACCGCUUCAUUCAGAUCUGGUUGGAGAAUACGGACUUCGCUACGGCAGCCUCUCAGGGAGUCUUCCAGACCCUCGCUGCGCAGGGCAUUACCUUGUCUGGGUACUACGGCGUGACCCACCCAAGUGAGCCAAAUUACCUCGCUGUGGCUGGUGGUGACUUCUGGGGUCUGGGUGCUGACUCACUGGAGUACAUUCCCACCAAUAUAUCCACCGUUGUGGACUUGCUCGACCAGAAGAACAUUAGCUGGGCGUCUUACCAGGAAAAUAUGCCCACGGAUGGCUAUACGGGAUACAACUACACGAACGCGGCCGACGGAUAUACGUACUACGUGCGCAAGCACAACCCAUUGAUCAUAUACGACUCCGUUGCGACAAUCCCUACCAGAGCGGCGCGUAUUAGGAACUUCAACGACUUUGCUGUCGAUGUUGGCAAUAAUUCUCUUUCUCAAUGGAUUUUCAUCACUCCGAACCUCCGCAAUGAUGCCCACGAUACUAAUGUUGCAUAUACUGCUUCAUGGCUUAACUAUUGGCUCGUGCCCUUACUCAGCGACCCCAACUUCAACACCGCCAGGACGCUCAUCUUGCUCACCUUCGAUGAAAACGAGACAUAUACCAUUGGAAACCAGGUAUACAGCGUCCUCCUGGGUGGAGUUAUACCCCAGAACAUGAAGAACACCACUGAUGCAACGUUCUAUACACACUACUCGACACUUUCCACUGUUGAGAACAACUGGGACCUCGGUAACCUCGGUCGUCAGGACACUAACAAGACCGUAUCCAAUGUUUUCAACCUCGUUGCUUCGGCCACCUCGUACAAGAACAAUAACCUCACCGGUUCAUCUUCCGGCCUUCCCCAGCUCAACAUCACCGGAACCAUCCCUGGACCGUUGAACCCUGACUACUACGUCCCCUAUUUAGCACCUACGAACGGCACUGGCGGCGGCAGCGGCCCAACCUUCGUUGCUUCUAACAUCAACAAGACGCUGACCCCAGCCAAUGCUCCUGCACCAGUUAAUAUAUCUGCAACAUCAACUCCAACUCCAACUACAACCACCAGCAGUGCUACUGGUUUGACGAGCAAUGCGGGUAACAUGGUUGCUGCAGCCGCAGUCGCUGUGGUCGCGGCAAUGCUACUCUAGUGGAUGUAGUGCUGCAGUAAAGUUUACUCCGCAUUGUACUAUGUAUCCACUUUUUAGUCAGUGCACGAGGCAAAUUGAUACAGGAUAUUAAUUGUUACACAUUAAUAUUGUGUGGUCGACGUCAAUUG
Suillus paluster is the source of this 1531-nucleotide messenger RNA. RefSeq names its product phosphoesterase family-domain-containing protein. Gene Ontology annotation, molecular function: hydrolase activity, acting on ester bonds. Gene Ontology annotation, biological process: phospholipid catabolic process. Bases 93 to 1403 code for a protein of 436 amino acids. Lineage: Eukaryota; Fungi; Basidiomycota; Agaricomycetes; Boletales; Suillaceae. The record is from RefSeq and is a predicted model, not a curated record. The transcript has 7 exons.